CUCUCUUUCUCUCUCUCCUGGCCGUGUGUGCAUGCCGCUUAGCUAUUAGUAAUCCAGAUCCUGCGCUGCUUCCGGUGAUGACGAUGAUGGCUGUGGCUGUGCUUGCGUGGUUUACAAAGCAGUGAAGUACUCAUAAGACUUUAUAUUGUAGAUCUGCGUCCAGGCCAGGAAAAGCAAGUUAUUUGGGUUCUCGGUUCCGUGUCUUCUACACCGGCGGCAGGAGGUGUACAUGUAGUCCAGGAAUGAGGAUCAGGAAGCGUCCCUCCUCGGGACCGCAAAAGCAGCGUUUGAUUCAGCAGCUGCCGGCGACUUACAAGUACGUUUUUUCAACGGGUUGGUUGUUGAAGAGAGCAUAUGAAGAGCAUGACAAGCAGCAAAGUACGGGGGUGUUAGAUUCAAGGUGUAGCAGGCUUCCUGAAGAACGGGGAUUGUCGCUUCAUGGUGGAUUGUGGCAGUCCAAAGCAGGGUACAGGGAGGAUGGAGUAGCAAACACGUCGUUACAAUGUUGCAGGUGUGAACAGCAAGAAAAGAGCUCGGGUGUAGGCAGGGAAUGCAAGCAGCCUCCGCAGCAGCAGCACCCAAUUGGUGAGGAGGCAAUUGGGGAGGAGCCGCGAACGCCACCUCCUUUCUGCGGCGAGAAGCCAGCCUUGGCACGGCAAAGGUCCGAGCAUGAACUUCAUCCGGGGCCGGUCGUGGACGAGAAGUUUUGCUCCUGUGGAAAAGACCAGCAGAAGCAGAAGCGGAAGCAGCAGACGAAGAAACCAAUUCAGGACUUGGUCAAAGGGGAAUCUUCGGGCUCAGGACGGAAGAGAACGAGAACCCGCGUGGUGGAGCAGCACCAGCAGCAGGAGGCGGCGAGUGAAGAUGACCAUGGCCUUCUGCGUGCUUCUUCGAGACUACGGGAUACAGCUGAAUCAAGCGGGCGCUCUUCACAUGAUAAUUGUGGUCCUCAGCAAAGGCUCAAAGCUGGUGGUGGAGCCUCGCUUGGUGGGGAGUCGUACUUGCGAGAGCUGGGCAAGAUGGACCCGCUUCGCCGAGCACUGCACACGGUGGUGUCGGAGGCUGGCAUCGCGGGGCUCACAGCUCGAGAAGCGGCGGACAGGAUCUCGAGGCGGGGGUUGCUAUCCGAGGCAGACAUUCCCAGGUCGGUCAAGAUGGCCAAGGUGAUGAGAGACAGCCCAUACUUGCUGGAGCUGACACGGGGUAGCAAGUUCGUGCUGUGGAGCACAUUCCUCGAGGAGUCCUCCACAAAGGCUGGCUUUUUCCACAGUGGUGGUGCUGGUGCUGGUGGUGAUAACCGAGCUCCGCCGGCCACCGUCACCGCCAAGGCGAGAAGAAGAACACAGGCUCUCUACGCAGCUCCUCCAGCGGCAGCAGCAGCAGUGCUAGUCGCAAGCUCCGGGGAAGAACAACAAGUGGGAAACCAGGAUGAUCGGUACCGAGCAGUAAAUGGUGUGAGCUUUUAUAAAGCUCAAGUUCACAGGGAAGAUCACGCUCGUACGAGCGUAGUACGGCAGGAGGUUGGUGGUGGUGAUCUGAGGGAAGCGAUUGGAAUUCGGCAAGAUCACAGAGAAGUUCUUGGGAAGGAAGUGGUGAAGCGGCAGUUCUUCGACUUGAACCUAGCUCCGCAAGAACAGGAGGAAGAAAUGUGAGCUCCGGGAAGAAACUUUGAUAGAAGGAAGGCCAGGGAGCAAAGAAUUGCUUGGGGAUUCCAAUCGAUGGAUUGGGCGAAAGAAAAAAGGUGUGAUCGAUCGAUCGAUCGAUUCGAUCGAUCCAUUAUUUUUUCAUUCCUCUUUCUUUUAACUUUAUAUAGACUGUCGGUUCGUCCGACGUGGCAAGC
Selaginella moellendorffii is the source of this 1840-nucleotide messenger RNA. RefSeq lists its product as uncharacterized. The coding region runs from base 243 to 1652 and encodes 469 amino acids. The transcript has 4 exons. NCBI's taxonomy places the organism in Eukaryota, Viridiplantae, Streptophyta, Lycopodiopsida, Selaginellales, Selaginellaceae. The record is from RefSeq and is a predicted model, not a curated record.